Microthlaspi erraticum is the source of this 2307-nucleotide messenger RNA. The record is from the annotation of a GenBank genome assembly. NCBI's taxonomy places the organism in Eukaryota, Viridiplantae, Streptophyta, Magnoliopsida, Brassicales, Brassicaceae.
AUGGCGAAGAACAGGAGGGACAAAGACGGAGGAGCAUUUGGCACGGAUGGAUUGAUUGCUGUGGCGAUAGACAGAGACAAAAGCAGCCAAAAUGCUCUGAAAUGGGCUGUCGACAAUUUGUUGCAGAAAGGCCAAACCAUCCUUCUCAUACAUGUCAAGCCUCGUGCUCCCUCUGUGUGUUCUAUUACCACAAAGACGUGCCAAGUAAAUAAUGACGCUCCAUUGGUGUGUGGAGACCCGGAUGGCUCUUACAGACAGUUGUUCCUUCCCUUCCGUUGCCUCUGUUCACGCAAAGAUAUACAAUGCAAAGAUGUGUUACUGGAGGAGUCAGAUGUGGGGAAAGGUUUAGUUGAAUAUGCAAAUCAGGUCUUCAUUGAGGUAUUGGUGGUUGGUUCCUCCUCGAAAAGUGGCUUUCUCAGGUUCAACAAACCUACAGAUAUACCAGGAACCAUUACAAAGACCGCUCCUGAUUUCUGCACGGUUUACGUCAUAGCCAAAGGAAAGCUUACAACAAAGAAAACAGCCUCUCGUGCUGCGCCUUCUGUUUCUCCAUUGCGCACUCAGCUUCAACAGAAUAGCUUAAAGCCACAUCCUCGUCUGCCUUCUCCUUCUCCUUCUACUAAUCACAAUACAAGAGCUGAGAGACAAUCAUUUGAGUCUCAGAAUCGCAGGUCCAUUGACGAUCAAUCAGAUUCCUCCUUCAGGCCACCCUCCAGUAGAAGAGGCUUGAAUGGGAGAUCAUACGGAGAACUAUCAUUCGCCGACUCUGACAUAUCCUUUAUGAGCUCUGGAAGACCAAGCACUGAGCGUAACUCUCUUUCCUCCUUAUACGACAACUAUGAUUCAAACCGGACUCCUCCUCCUCCAAGGCUGUCUAAUUUCUCAGACGUUGACUAUGGAAGCUUUGAGUCAAUGAGCUACGGACGGAAGUCAAUGGAUAUAAACUCACCAACUGCUUUCUCAAUCGGCUCAUUUGACAAUGAAAGAUCUUCAUCUGCUUCACAAGGAGGGGAUGGUGACGUAGAAGCUGAGAUGAGGAGGCUUAAACUGGAGCUAAAACAAACCAUGGAAAUGUACAGCACAGCUUGCAAAGAAGCGCUCACAGCAAAACAGAAGGCAACGGAGCUUCAACGGUGGAAGCUAGAAGAAGAACGGAAAUUCGAAGAGGCAAAGCAUGCAGAGGAAGCAGCGCUAGCCACUGUAGAGAAAGAGAGAGCAAAAUCCAAAGCAGCAAUAGAAGCAGCUGAAGCAGCUCAAAGGAUUGCUGAGAUCGAGUCAAAGAAGAGAAUCAAUGCUGAGAUGAAAGCUCUCAAGGAAUCAGAGGAGAAGAAGAAAGCCGUUGAUGCUUUAGCGCACUCUGAUAUCAGAUACAGGAAGUACACCAUCGAGGAGAUUGAAGAUGCAACAGAGUACUUUGAUGAUAAAUACAAGAUCGGAGAAGGCAGUUAUGGACCUGUCUACAAGUGUUAUCUUGACCACACACCUGUGGCUGUGAAAGUCUUGCGACCAGAUGCAACUCAAGGCAGGUCACAGUUUCAGCAAGAGGUUGAAGUGUUAAGCUGCAUGAGGCACCCUAACAUGGUACUUCUUCUUGGAGCAUGCCCUGAAUGCGGAUGCUUAGUGUAUGAGUAUAUGGCCAAUGGGAGCUUAGAAGACCGUCUUUUCCGACAAGGAGAUAGUCCUCCUCUCUCUUGGCAAACGAGGUUCAGAAUUGCUGCAGAGAUAGGCACUGUGCUGCUGUUCCUCCACCAGACAAAACCAGAACCACUUGUGCACCGUGAUCUCAAACCAGCCAACAUCUUGCUAGACCGCAACUUUGUCAGCAAGGUUGCUGAUGUUGGCUUGGCUAGGCUGGUUCCUCCCUCGGUUGCAAACACCGUGACACAAUACCGCAUGACGUCAACCGCUGGCACGUUUUGCUACAUCGACCCGGAGUAUCAGCAGACCGGUAUGCUUGGUGUCAAAUCUGACAUUUAUUCGCUCGGCAUCAUGUUUCUGCAGUUGAUAACAGGGAAAGCACCGAUGGGACUGACUCAUUAUGUCGAAAAGGCACUCGAGAAAGGGAAUUUUAAAGGUUUGCUUGAUCCUUCUGUGUCUGAUUGGCCUGUUGAAGACACCACAGAGUUUGCCAAGUUGGCUCUCAAGUGUGCAGAGAUUAGGAGAAAAGACAGGCCUGAUCUUUCCAAAGUUAUCUUGCCAGAGCUCAACAGGUUAAGAGCACUUGCUGAAUCAACUCAGUCUGCAGUUGUCAUCAACAGCUCUGGACCAACCCCCUGCGAAAGCCAAACUUCGUCCCCAAAGUUGUGA